GGGCAGUAAUGCGGUUUGUGAGCGGUUGUUUCUUCAGCUGGACGCUCUGCCUGUCAGCAGAAAUGUAAACACUUCAUUCAUGUGCGGAGAAUAAGCGUACAGAUACUCUGGGAACCUCUGAUGUUGCUGUGUGAGCAUGGCCUCAACUGCCAGUUUUGCCCCUCCAAAGCUAGCAGACUUUAUCUUGACAGAGCGGCUUGGCAGCGGCACAUAUGCUACCGUCUACAAAGCCUACAGGAAGGGAAACAGUAGAGAAGUGGUGGCAGUGAAAGUUGUGGCCAAGAAGACUCUCAACAAGGCCUCAACAGAAAACCUUCUGACAGAGAUUGAGAUCUUAAAGACUGUGCGUCACCCUCACAUUGUCCAGCUGAAAGACUUUCAGUGGGACGCGGAGAACAUUUAUUUGAUUCUGGAGUGGUGUUCAGGCGGGGAUCUCUCCCGGUUUAUACGCAGUCGGAGGAUUUUACCAGAGAGCCUGGCUCGGCGCUUCCUGCAGCAGAUAGCCUGCGCUCUCCAAUUCCUUCAUGAACGGAAUAUCUCACACUUGGAUUUGAAGCCCCAAAAUAUCCUGCUUAGCGGUUCUGUCCUCAAACUAGCAGAUUUCGGGUUUGCCCAGUACAUGUCGCCGUGGGAUGAGAAGAGUGUCCUGAGAGGUUCCCCGCUCUACAUGGCUCCGGAGAUGGUGUGCCGACACCAGUAUGACUCCAGAGUGGAUCUUUGGUCGGUAGGAGUGAUUCUUUAUGAGGCGCUGUUUGGACGAGCCCCAUUUGCUUCAAAGUCAUACGCUGAACUGGAAGAAAAAAUCCGAAGCAAUCAACCAGUAGAGCUCCCUCCAGGCGCCCGGGUCUCCAAAGACUGCAGAGACCUUCUGUUGAGGCUGCUCGAGCGAAAUCCGGAUGCCCGGAUCACCUUUGAGGAGUUCUUCACUCACCCUUUUCUGGACAUGGAGCACAUGCCAAGUGCUGAGUGCAUAGUAAAAGCAAGGGAGCUGGUGACGCAGGCCGUGCAGAAGGACCAGGAGGGGGAGCGGGCUGCAGCGCUGACUCUCUACUGCCACGCCCUGGAGUACUUUGUCCCUGCAAUUCACUAUGAGACGGAGCGACAGCGUAAAGACGCCAUCAGGCAGAAGGUUAAACAGUACGUGUCGAGAGCCGAGGAGCUGAAGGCUCUGCUUGCUUCGGACAACAAACGGAGCUUCGAGGAAGCUCGGACAUCCAGAGACGUUCUCCGAGAAAUGUCUAAAGACCAACCACGUCUCCUGGCCGCCUUGGACAUGGCCUCUACAGCCAUUGCUAAGGAGGAAUAUGGAUCAGAUAAUCAUGAAGCUUUGGAUGUGUACCAGCAGUGUUUAGGGGAGCUUCUGUUAGCUUUAGCAGCUGAGCCCCAGGGUCGCAGGAGAGAGCUGCUUCAUGGUGAGAUUAAAAGCCUGAUGACCAGAGCUGAAUACCUCAAGAAGCAUAUCAAGAUGCAGGAGACUGAGAGGGAUGUGUCCCUCGACCGAGAAUCUCUCGCUGAAUCCGUCAGAGGCUCCUGCAGCUUGCAGUGAGCGGCGCAGCAGCUGUAAAACCCAGGAAUGCUCUGCGGACUGUCCGUCAGUUUUCAGCUUGGACACAGAGCCCUCACCACAGCAGGCCUCUGCAGGGGCCAAAGCACACUGCAUCCUAACCCACUGAGUACACUAUCUGGGUGGGAAGUGACAGUUACCAGCCAAAGAUGCUUUGGCCGCUGCUGUAAAGCUCCUCUACUAUAUGAAUUGGCAGGUAAAGGACUCAGUUUGAAGGAUUUUUUUCCCUACUUUUUAUUUUCUUCUUAUAAGGGAAAAAAGUUCUGAAUUAGCUCUUUAAUUUUGGGGAAUGUGAAAGCCUUCUGCCCUUACUGUGUGUUGUUAGAGAGCUGAGACUCAAUCCCCCUCCUCCAGAAUCACCAUUGAUAUGUAAAUGAUGCACAGCUCGGAUGACAAUACCAACCUGCCAGUCUAAAUGAAUAAAACUGAGACCGCUGCAUUAGAAUAGCAGACAACAUCUACACGUCCUUCCCGCAUGUUAUGAAGCUCCAAGAAAGGCAAUCAAACCUGAGCUGUAGUGUUUAUUAGAUCUGUGCAGCCUCUUCUCGGCGGCCUUUACUGUGGCUCAGCCGCAGACUCGCCGUGCUUCAUCACUGACAGUCCUCAUCAGAGGUGCGGCUUCUGCCUUGUUUGCACUGGUGUUGUGUUUAGGUUAUGAUGGGAAACUUUAUUUGGACAAACUCUCCACAGGAAACCAUGGAGGCUUUAAUUAAAGUACAUGUUGGAGAGAGAUGCUGAUGGUUCUUUUACAUUUUCUGUCAUUUAUUUUUUCCAAAGGGAGGCCAUUUAGGCAAAACUGCUGUACUGUUUUUUUUUUUUUUUCACAUAAAAAAACUGUUUUACUUUGUAUUUAUUUAA
Cyprinodon tularosa is the source of this 2422-nucleotide messenger RNA. It is a transcript of the gene ulk3, whose product is annotated as unc-51 like kinase 3. The record is from RefSeq and is a predicted model, not a curated record. Lineage: Eukaryota; Metazoa; Chordata; Actinopteri; Cyprinodontiformes; Cyprinodontidae. The transcript is spliced from 17 exons. Gene Ontology annotation, molecular function: ATP binding; protein serine/threonine kinase activity. Gene Ontology annotation, biological process: peptidyl-serine phosphorylation; autophagy; protein autophosphorylation. Bases 137 to 1546 code for a protein of 469 amino acids. Gene Ontology annotation, cellular component: autophagosome; cytoplasm.